This is a messenger RNA of Paramisgurnus dabryanus, 3853 nucleotides long. The record is from RefSeq and is a predicted model, not a curated record. NCBI's taxonomy places the organism in Eukaryota, Metazoa, Chordata, Actinopteri, Cypriniformes, Cobitidae.
UAGAUAGAUAGAUAGAUAGAUAGAUAGAUAGAUAGAUAGAUAGAUAGUGUGCAAUCAGAAAGCUUUUUACUAAAUUUGGUAUUAUAGCCUAGACAAAGGACCACUUUUACUCAUAAUUCGUUUUAAAUGCUAUUUUAUGUUUUGUUUUCUAGUUGAUUUGGGGGUCUAGAGUAUCCUAGUUUUGUGUUUAAAUAUGGAAAGCAAUGAGCUGAUGUAUAGAUAACAUAGAUGUUCACUUUCACUUUUAUUGCAACAAGUUGGUUUGAAGGUUAUUUUAUGUUUGUUUCCCCUGAGAAUAUGUUGUCACUCUUCAGAUGUCUUUAUUUUGGAGUUUAUGGCAGCGGAGAGGUACUCCUGGAACCCGAAAGAUGGCUUCUUUGGAGGGUCUGAGCAAUAUAGCUCCAUCCCAGACAAACAAAAAGACCUUGGGGCACAGAGGUAUAGACCCCACUGGAGAGACCACUUAUAAAAAGACCACAUCAUCUGCUCUGAAAGGUGCCAUUCAGCUGGGCAUCACACACAGUGUGGGGAGCUUAAGCCAGAAGCCAGAGAGAGAUGUGCUUAUGCAAGACUUUGAAGUGGUGGAAAGCAUAUUUUUUCCCAGUCAAGGCAGUAGUUCAACUCCUGGCCAUCACCAUGGAGACUUCAAGUUCAAAACGUAUGCUCCCAUUGCCUUUCGUUACUUCAGAGAGAUGUUUGGGAUCCGACCUGAUGACUACCUGUAUUCGCUAUGUAAUGAACCCCUCAUUGAGUUGUCUAACCCCGGAGCCAGUGGUUCUCUCUUCUACGUUUCCAGCGAUGAUGAGUUUAUUAUAAAGACGGUACUUCACAAGGAGGCCGAAUUUUUACAGACACUCCUGCCUGGAUAUUUUAUGAAUCUGAACCAGAACAUGCGCACGCUUCUUCCCAAGUUCUACGGGCUGUACUGCGUUCAAGCCGAAGGGAAGAACAUCCGAAUUGUUGUGAUGAACAACCUGCUCCCCUGUGCCGUACCUAUGCACCUUAAAUAUGACCUGAAGGGCUCCACAUACAAGCGUCGCGCUUCCCCUAAAGAGAGGGCUAAGAAGGUGCCCACAUACAAGGACCUGGACUUCAUUCAGGACUUGCCUGAUGGCUUGCUGCUUGAGAAUGACCACUACAAUGCCCUAUGCAGAACCAUGCAGAGAGACUGUCGGGUGCUUCAGAGCUUUAAGAUCAUGGACUACAGUCUGCUGGUGGGCAUCCACAACUUGGAUCUGGCAGGUGAAGAGCCAUCUACCGCAGUACCUGAUAACCAGAAAAAGGCUCCAGGCCAGAAGCCCUUAUACUGUACAGCCAUCGAGUCUAUUCAAGGGGAGGCCAAAGGCAAGACGCCACCACAGCCUUAUGAAAGUAUGGGAGGAAUUCCAGCUUUUAGUUCGAAAGGAGAAAGAUUGCUGGUUUUUAUUGGCAUCAUUGAUAUCCUGCAGUCUUACAGGCUUGUAAAGAAGUUGGAGCACUCUUGGAAAGCCCUGCUGCAUGAUGGGGACACUGUAUCCGUGCACCGUCCGAGUUUCUACGCAGAUCGGUUUCAAAAGUUUAUGUGCACAACUGUCUUCAAAAAACCUACAACAAAAAUGUCUCCCGCAAAGAAGAGUCGAGGUGGAAUUCUGCCUGGUGGGAAGAAAGCAAACACUGCCGUAUCUUCACAAUCGCAACAACAGUCUCUUCCUGUAGCGACCGCACAAACAAGCCUUGAACAAACACAGCCAGUAGCCCAAGCACUCCAGUCGCAGCAGAAUAUGGCACAGCUGUUCGGCUCAAGCAGCGGCGCUGUGUCCCUCAGCUCAGAGACGCAAGAGAGCGACGACGGUAUGCAGACAGAUCGCCCUGACCUUCUCCCACAUCAGUUUACUGAAGAUGAUAUCACCAACAGUUCAGUCGAUACAACCCUCUCGGCGACAUCUACUGUGGGCUCCAAGUUUUCCGCAAACACUCCAGUUCCCAGUUGUAGCAGUACAGCUGCUUACACAUCUGGGGAAAGUUUAAAUGUGGAAACCAUUUCACUCAACGAGAUUGUUCCUCAUACCAACACAUCAGAAUGAAAGACUGUGGUUGACAAGGACAAAAUAAAGCUCUCCAGGACAAAGAGUACUCCCUUUCAAGGACUUCUAAAGAAGAAGGAUAACCCUAAGAUUGAAUUGCUUUCAACAUUAGGAAAAGUGAAAACCAGAGAAUGUGGAGAACAAAUUAUAACACCGCACACGAUCAUUCUACUAUAAAGAUAAUUCCCUCUUUAAACCUUUUUUUUCGGAUGUCAGCCAUACAGCGUCCAGUAUUGCUGCUAAGAAAUGGAACCAAAGGACAAAUACAGCCAUCAGUGCCAUAUUUGUCAGAACUUAAUAAUGUUUACAGCAAUCAUAAAGCGAUGAGUACCAAGUGGCUUUUGGAGAACAAACUGGUCUUUCAAAGUACCUCAGCGAGAGUUGAACAUUUUGUAGUGGACUUAAUGGACGCAAUGCUGUUUUUCCUGUUAUGUUGCUAAGGAGACGAAUGUUUUGGAGUCACAUAUUUAAUUUGCUAAUAGGAGAAAGUAAAACAUUUGCCUAUUUUACAGAUGCUUUGAGUAUAUGAUUGUCUCCGAAAAUGAGUCAAUCCACAUUAGUUUGCCUGAACAAUCAUGUUACAAGAUUUAGUUUUUUUUUUACUCUAAAUCUAUGAAAAUAAUUAAUUUUAGAAAUAGAUUUAAAUAGUUUACUGUAAUAUUGUGUGAUCUAAAUGUGCCUUAAUUGCACAAGUAAUUUACAUUGUUGUGAACAGGACACUUUUUACUGUGCGAUAUGCAGACUUGCAUGGCCUGCAAUGUACACAAUCACAGUAUACAUCAUUGUUCAAAUGUCAGUCUGCAUUGUGACUGCUUUAUAGACUACUUGCUUGAACGCCCCCCUUAAAUACUCCAGUUCUUCCAGUUUUAUUUGCUUAUGAAUUUAAUAUGACGUGCAAAAAGAAAGUGAUCGAUAAAAACGUGCUGAAAAAUGUCAUGUUUGUAUAAAUAGUGUAAAUGUUGUAACUCGUAUAAAAGGCCAAAUUCAGUAUUUUGGGUUGCAGGACUGAUAAUAUUUGGAAAUCUUAAAUGUAAAAUAUGUUAAGACUAUGAAAUGUAACACUUGGCAGACUAACUACUGUAAAAUCUGUAACGCAUGGUGGUAUGUAUACCGUGUAUCUCUUUUUUUUUUUACAUCAAGACAUUUUAUGGACUGUAAUAUAGAAACCUUUUGAACACGGUUUUGUGGAAUUUAAAUCAAACUAAAGAUGGAACCAAAGUGCUAGUUUUAUAUUUGAAAAUGUGCAUAUUGUUAUCAGUUAACCUAUUCUAGAGACAUUGCUAAAGAUGCAAAUAUUUUAAAUAUGGAUAAUUAUGGGUACUCUGCUGGAUAUUUGUUUCAUGCGUUGACCUUUAUUUUUAAAAGUGAAAAACAUUCCUGUACAAAAUCCUAUUUAUUUGUAUGUUUGCAUGUAAUUUAUUUCUUUAUCUCAGGUUCCACAAUGCCGGUGUGUUUUUAUGCAACAAUGGAUGUAAAUGCUGACACCUGGUGGUUGUGUGAAUCUGAUGUUCAUCAAAGGUUGGAAAUGUAUACACUCAAGAUCUGGGAUUCUUGUGCAAUUGCUAUUUAAUCUUGAAAGUGCUGCAUUCACCUUUAUUGUCUUAUCAAACUGAGAACUUUCAGUGGUAGCUUUAAAUGAAACUGUUCGACACUCUUACAACAAAAUGUCUAUUUUUUUGUUUUUGCUCUCAACCAAAUGAUGUCAUUGGCUCGCGCAUUCUUGAUGUUCUCAGCAACAUUUCAUGUUAUAUGCAAAUAACUUGAAAUAAACGGAACCGAAAAUUUUAAAA